AUGGAGGAGUUUCAGGGAUGCAUAGAGGACUUGGAGGUACAGGACCACCCUUUUGUAGGUCCACUUUUUACAUGGUCAAAUAAGCAAGAGGGGUCGUAUCUGGCCAGAAAAUUGGAUAUGAUCAUGAUUAAUGCUCAGUGGUUGCUGGAAUUAUCAGAUUCUUUUGCAGAAUACAAGGCCCCUGGUGUGAUGUUCAGCAAGCUGAAGAGAUUGAAGCCAAUUUUAAAGGACCUGAACAAUCAGCAUUACUCUGACAUUUCUGCUAGGGUAAUUGCUAAGAGGGCUGAGCUUGAGCAUGUUCAGAUUUUUAACCUAGCUAGGGCUAAUCAAAUUAGAAUUGAAGAGAAAAGAAGAAUUCAGUCAUAUUUGGAAGGGGACCUAAAUACAAAGUUCUUCAAUCAAAAAGUGGAGUCUCACAAGAAGAUGAACACUAUAAGAGUCAUCAAGAAUGAAGCUGGGCAUUACCUUGAGACUUUUGAAGGAAUGGUUGCAGUGCUGUUAGAGUUCUAUAGCAAACUAAUUGGGGCAGCUGAUCCUUUGGUUCAAGGAUGUCAGAUUGAAGGGUUAAGGGACCUUCUGAAUUAUUCCUUGCCUGCUGGAGCUGACAGAGUCCUGGUUGGGGAAAUUUUAGACAUGGAAAUCAAAGAAGCCUUGUUCAGACAAGGAAAAGAUAAAAGCCCUGGGCCUGAUGGAUAUACUUCCUCGUUUUUCAAGACUGUUUGGGGGAUUGUAAGUAAAGACUUCCUAAGUGCUGUGAGGAUCUUGGUCACUAGACUUGCCCAAUACUUCCCUGACAUGAUCUCAGCUAGUUUGUCAGCUUUUGUAAAGGGCAUAAGCAUUACUGACAACACUUUAUUAGCCCAAGAGAUUGUUAAAGGAUAUUCUAGAAAGAACAUUUCCCCUAGGUGUGUAAUUAAGAUUGACUUGCAGAAAGCAUUUGAUUCGAUUAAUUGGGGGUUUAUGCUUAAUGUUCUGGGAGCUAUGAGUCUGCCUGCUAUAUUCUAUGCUGCAGCUAGGAAUGGAAUUUUCAAAUAUCAUCCUAGGUGCAAAAGAAAUUCACUUGCUCACAUUUGCUUUGUUGAUGACUUGUUGCUAUUUUGUUAUGGUUCUAUGGAUUCAGUGUUGGGUGUAGUAAGUGUCCAAGAUAAAUUUUAUGAGCUGUCUAGACUAAGGUUAAAUGCUUCUAAGACUGAGAUUAAUGCUUGUGGGUUGAAUGGUGGUGACUUAGAGGAGAUUCAGUGUGCAACCGAUUUCCGAAUUGCCCAGCUCCCUGUUAGAUACUUGGGGGUGCCACUUGUAACUCGUAAGCUCUCAGAGAAAGUUUGUAUUGCCCUUUUGGUGAGAAUUAAGGAGAAGUUGAGACAGUGGUCAAGCAGGAAAUUAAGUUUUGGUGGGAGGUUGCAGUUAAUUAAAACAGUUAUGUUCAACAUCUUUAGCUACUGGAGCAAGCAACUUGUUUUACCAAAGGGAGUGAUCCAAGACAUUGAAAAGUUAUGCAUGUGCUUCUUUUGGAAAGGAAAUGAUACCUUGGCUAGGGAAGCUAGAGUUAGUUGGAAUCAAAUCUGCUCACCGAGAUCCGAGGGAGGCCUAGGGCUAAUGAUGGCUGAUUGGAACAAGACUUGCUAUUUUUUGCUAGUUAAGAACAUUCUAGCUGAUGAGGGCUCUUUGUGGAUCGCCUGGAUUAAAGCCUAUUGUUUCAAGCAUGAGGAUUAUUGGAGUGUGGGGAAUAAAUCUCAUUUCAGCUGGAUACUUAGGAAAUUGAUCAAGUUGCGAGAAGAGGUUGGGGUUCUGUUCCCAGCUCCUGUAAGCUGGACACAGGUCAGAGGUAGAUGGGUAUGGGAUAGAAUUCGAGAAAGAAAGGAAAAAGUGGAAUGGUAUUGCCUUGUCUGGUUUCCUGCUCAUAUCCCAAAGUUUUCUUUGAUCACAUGGAUGACAAUCCUUGAUAGGCUACCUACCAAGGACAUACUUGCUCGGUUUGGAGUGGUGACAGACCUUGGUUGCGGGCUGUGCGAGAUUGGAUUGGAAUCCAAGAACCACCUGUUCUUGGAAGGCCCUUACUUGAGAGCAGUCUGGGAUUAUGUCUUACAUGAUUGCAGGUUGCAGCAGCAAGGAUUAAGUUGGGAUGAUCUACUCUGCUGGAUGGCUAGCAAUUGGAAGGUGACCAUCCAUAGUUUAGCCAAAGAAAUUCGCUCACCGUUCCGUUUUCUUCUUCUUGCGCCACCACCACCACUGGCGGCUCCAACAUCGUCGAUCAGCGUAGCCAUCGCUCCCACAUGCCAAUUCCCAUCUGAAUCCUGA
Messenger RNA from Hibiscus syriacus, 2298 nucleotides. RefSeq lists its product as uncharacterized. The record is from RefSeq and is a predicted model, not a curated record. The coding region runs from base 1 to 2298 and encodes 765 amino acids. The transcript is spliced from 6 exons. Lineage: Eukaryota; Viridiplantae; Streptophyta; Magnoliopsida; Malvales; Malvaceae.